UCGUUUUUAGACUUCUCGGCUACGGUUUUGUUACGGUUUUGGUUUGAGAGAGGGAACGGAAGAAGAUGGAGGAGUGGAUUCCGCUGUUCGACAUUUUCUUGAAUAGUUCCUCGCCGGAAACCGAGGCUUCGCUGUGGCUAGAUCAGGCUUCUUCUUCCUCCACCUCCUCUGCCGCGGCGGCGCCCAUCAACCGGAGCUCGUUUGUUUCGUUGCUGAAGAAACAAUGCGAUCAUCAGAAUUCAUCUCCGGCUACGAAGAAGGUUCUAUUCAUUGAGACAUUACCCAACAUGGUUCAGUCAAAGAUUCUAUCUUUCCUUCUUUCCGAGUAUCAGAGGUUUCGCGUUAGUGAUUUGGUAUCGCUGGCUAGAGAAAUUUUGGCUAGUAAAGUUGUUGAUUUCUGGGUUCAGAGAGAUGCACAGAACCUGCUCGACAAAAUUCCUAAACCAAAGUUUGAUUGGAUAUCUCAUCUAGAUUUGGCUUCUGCUAAUGAAGAUAGCUUUAGGGAGGAAUUUGACUCUGUACCUGAUUGGCUCACUGAGAAGGCUGCUUCUACUGGUACGAUUCUUGCAUGGCUUCCUGUAUCAUUCGAUGAUGUAGAUGAUUCAGAAAUGCUGGUUGUUGAUUCUUGGAAUGGAGAGGAGGUGAGUCUCAUCAGAGAUGAGAUUAUGGAAGAAGAUCAUCGAGAAGUUGUUGGUAACAUAGAUCAUACCAUGAAUGUUGUUGGGUUACAAGCUGAUGAUCAUGAAUUGGCGGCGAAUCUUAGAGCUCAGGUUACUAGCUCUCAGUCUACUAUUGAAGUUUUAAACUUGUGUGAUGAAAUUCGAAAACUUUGCUUGGAGAAGGGUGUUAGGGAAUCUUUUAAAGUUUUGGAGUUGAUUGAACCUUGGAAUGCAGAUGAUGAGACUGCUGCUGUUUUGCUUUCGAAUUUGCAUAGUGGAAUUGAGGAAGAUGAGCUUGGUUGGCCAAGCCAAGUUCUAUGUUCAAUCGUGCUUCCCAAGUUUUUGUCUCUCGAGACAUCCGCCUCUCGUGUGUUAAUGUCUGCAACAAUCGAGUUUUGCAAGAUCUACCAAAGAACAGCUGAGUAUGCAUUGGUGUUCCCUUUGAUACUCAGGAAAAAAGGGAUAAACAACUUCAUCUGUGAGAUGAUUUCAAGGGUUUUGAAAGAAUGCUUGCACUUGGGUCAUACAUCUGGUUUUUGCCAGAAGUUACUUUGUGGAAGAACUGAAGAGAGGAGGUUUCUGUUCCUUCCCUGCCACCGAGAUCUUAUAUCUGAAGAUCUAACAUGGAAUGAAUCUCUGUUUAUCCUUUUCCAGAACGUCUUGCUCCAAGACGUCCCUUUAACCCAAGAUUCUGUUGAUUGUCUUGUUUCCAAGGUUCAGGAGUUGGCGGCAAGGUAUUCCAAAUCUCUAAAAUUUGGAAACUUCUUGCUACAUUUUAUUGCCAAGUGUGCUCCGAUGCUACAGGCUCAUAAGUAUCAGCUGGUCGAAGCUGUUAAGUGCACUAACAGUCUAGUCACAAAAUCUAUCUUGUCGAAACUCAACGCCCUGUAGCUCCAAUAUCAUAGUCUGGUCUUUGGCAUACACCUUUCUUCUGUGGU
Molecule: messenger RNA, 1597 nt
Organism: Camelina sativa (false flax)
Lineage: Eukaryota; Viridiplantae; Streptophyta; Magnoliopsida; Brassicales; Brassicaceae
Biological process (GO): interstrand cross-link repair
Cellular component (GO): Fanconi anaemia nuclear complex
Source: RefSeq, a predicted model, not a curated record